This is a messenger RNA of Cyprinodon tularosa, 2001 nucleotides long. It is a transcript of the gene sigirr, whose product is annotated as single immunoglobulin and toll-interleukin 1 receptor (TIR) domain. Lineage: Eukaryota; Metazoa; Chordata; Actinopteri; Cyprinodontiformes; Cyprinodontidae. The transcript is spliced from 10 exons. The coding region runs from base 163 to 1731 and encodes 522 amino acids. Gene Ontology annotation, biological process: signal transduction. The record is from RefSeq and is a predicted model, not a curated record.
GCGCAGCUACAGGUUCUUCCAGGUGCAGUUGAUGAAAGAGGACUGACGUCCGCGGAGCCGCAGAAACUAAAUGGUUAUAAACUAAGAUUUUCCCCCGAUUUUUGGGAGGAACAUUGGAGCUCAUUUUGUCACCGGAAGGAGGAGGAGGUGCGGGAUUUGCUGAUGGCUCUCCUUUUAUUCGCGUUAUUAAUGGUUUGGAGCGCGGAAUGGAACAAGGCCACCGUCCUCGGUCAGGCCUGUGUGGAUGAUGGCGGCUUUAAGGAGCAGGUGGUUUAUUUAGGGCAGCAGAGGCCCUUAUAUGUGCUGAAGUGUCCUCUACUGACAGCUCAACCUCAGAGUUUCCCCCCAACUCUGCUGUCGUGGCUGAGGGACUGUCAGCAGCUCCAGGAUCAGGAUGGAAAAGCUUUCCUGGAGUUCUCUAGCCUCAGCCUACAGGACCAAGGGAAUUAUACUUGCAUGCAACAAGGAAACAGUACAGCAUCUUUCACUGUACGCCUCAUAGUAAAGGAGUCUCAGUGUGCCAAAGCUCCUGAUUUUCAACAAGACAGCAACCCUAGCAAACUGUGGAAGAGUCUUGGAGCCUCCGUGAAACUGAACUGCACUGCUCUUCUCUUCUGGGACCCAUCAGAGGAGCCGUGUGAAACCACACCGCAGUGGAGCAAAGAUGGGAAGCCGCUCAACAACCAGACUCUCUACCUGCAAAACACAACAUCAUGGUCCCCUGAUGCCGGUCAGCUGGUCGUUAGUAGCCUGCUGGAGUUUGCCCUUAGAGAACCAGAGCAGUUUGGACUUUACAGCUGCAUAGUCAGGAACAUUUCCUCUGACUUCAGCCUGCAAAAUUCAAACAAUCCCAGCCACACGGCUGCAGUGAUUGCUGCCAUCGUCCUCAUCCUCCUGCUGGGCAUAGCAGGUCUGGUUUACUCCAGGUGCCAUCUCAACAUCAAGCUCUGGUACAAAAACUCCUAUGGAGACUAUGAACUCAACGAUGGAAAGCUGUAUGACGCCUACAUCUCUUAUGUCAGCAAUGAUUAUGACAGAAAGUUUGUCAACUUUAUCCUCAAACCUCAUCUGGAGAAUAAAAAUGGGUACAAGGUUCACCUCAAUGACAACGAUAUCCUCCCUAACACUGAGCCUUCAGCAGAGUUCCUAAUGAACAUGAGCCGCUCCCGCCGCCUCAUAGUGCUCCUCUCUCACCCUUAUCUCGAACAGGAUUGGUGCACAAACAAUUUCAGGCAGGGCCUCCUGCACUUGCUGGAGUUAUGUCAGCAGCCAAUCCUGAUCACGUUGGAGGGUCAGAUCAAACGCAUGAGUCCGGAGAUAAAGCGGGAGCUCAGCGAGAACCAGCACCGCCUCACUUUACUCACAUGGAGGCAAAACUCAGUGACUCCUUCAUCAUCCUUCUGGAAGGAGUUAGCUUUGGCAAUGCCUCGCAGUGUUAUUUUCCAUAAGGAGUCUGCAGGCGACCCUCAGACUGUCCUGCAGGAUGAUAAGGACCCCAUGCUGACCCUUGAUCCUGACUACCUGGACUGUCGCUCAGACAUCGACCCAGCUGGAGAUCUGGGCCUCCGUCUCCCUGUGAACAGAGCUCUGGCCUGUAAAGCUCCCGUCCUUCCUGCAGCUCCCACUGAAGCAGCUCAACCAAAAGCCUCCGACAUCGACGUCUCCGAUUUGGGAUCCCGCAACUACGGAGCGCGCUCGGACUUCUACUGCCUGGUCACCGAGGACAUUUAAUACUUAGCUUUUUAUAGUAUCUAGCACCUCUGUAUGCAUAUGCACCAUGCUGCUGUUUUCCUUUUGCUGUACAUCAUCAAACUGUGCCAUUUCCUGUCAAACAAUCACGCAUUGAUCUUAUUUGUUCCUCAGUUUUGUAAAGUUUUCAAGAAAAUAUGCUUCAAUAUAAAUAUAAAAGAACUAUUUGUCAUUUUUAUCAAGUGCCUUCAGUAAAAAGUAAAGAAACAAAACCUUGCUUUUUAAGUAUAGUCUUCAUUUCAUGGCUGGUAA